CCCCGGACUUUAAACGUCGACGGACCAAACAAAAUAUCCCGCCUGAAGCAGAACUAAGAAGAAACCUCAUAAACGGACUUCAGAGUGAACUUUGUUGUCAGCAAUCACAAUGAAGUUUCGAGGGAAAAUCGUCGAUAUCGCGUGUCUGAACCAUUUCACCCGAGUCGUCACGACCAUCUCAAAGCUGACCAAGAUGUGUAUCCUGCGACUGACGCCAGACAACCUGUUCUUCAUUCUGUCUGGCAAAGUGGCCAACGGAGGCGUCAGCAUGUGGUGUGAACUGCCACAGGCCAACUUUUUCGACGACUACCAGAUGGAGGGCGUGUCCUCUGAGGACAAUGAGAUUUGUCUGGAGGUCACUCCAGAUAACCUGUCCAGAGCCCUGAAGACGGUCCAGAACGCCAAGGCCGUCAAAGUUAAACUGACCAAGAAGCACUGCCCCUGCCUCACCAUCGCUGCCGAGCUGCCCACCCUGUCCAGCAUCAGCCGAGUUGUCACUCACGACGUCCCAGUCGAUGUCAUCCCCCGAAAGCUGUGGCACGAAUUCAAAGAGCCAAGCAUGCCAGACUUUGAUGUCAGUAUCUACCUGCCUCCUCUGAAGACGAUGAAGAACGUCGUGGACAGAAUGAAGAACCUCUCCAACUUCCUGGUAAUGGAGGCCAACAUGAAUGGAGAGAUGAACCUGAAGAUCGAGACAGAUCUGGUUUCUGUCACCACUCACUUCAGAGACCUGGGAAACCCGCCGUGGGGUGAUGACGCCUCCCAGGAAGGCGGUCCGUCUCAGAGCCGGGACCCAGAGGCCAUGGCCCAGGCCAGGGUGGACAUCAGGAAGCUGCAGCAGUUCCUCAUGGGGCAGCAGGUCAACCCCAGCAAGGCCAUGUGCAUACCUGCAGCUGAUCCUGGUGUCCCCUCAGAUAUCGUCCACGAAAGGGUCGUCCAUCUGAUCCUGUUGCACGAGGACGUGUCCCUGCAGUAUUUCAUCCCCGCUGUGGCGUAGACGCCCCGCAGGCCGCAAAGCUGCUUCGACUCUCUGAGUUUGGGCUGUGAAGCCCUUUCUGAUGUUUCCCCUCACGGCGAGGAUUCCUCCUGCGUUUGAAACCCAUGACACUGAACUCAUGAUGUCUGGGAGUUUGUCCUAUGAGACCGAAGUUGGUUCCAGUCCUGUCAAUGGACCUCAGAAGACUUGACCUGCUGACCUUUGGUAUCCGUAAGGACAGGCUGGUAAAUGUGCGUUUGUCAUGGAGGAAAGCGGGUCAAAACGUGUGAUUUAGAGAGAAAGUGGAACAAGUUGCAUAUUAAAUGCUCAGAUUGUUUCAUGUUUUGUUUUAUCUCUCAGCUCGAUGAUCUUUUGUCCAGUUUGAUGCGUUUGAAUGGACUUGUGCAUGCAGACUGUACUGUGUGUAAAAUGCAUCCCUGGGCUGAAUGUGUAACACAAAUAAAAUGAUAAUUUGAUAAUCCA
Scatophagus argus is the source of this 1459-nucleotide messenger RNA. It is a transcript of the gene hus1, whose product is annotated as HUS1 checkpoint clamp component. The transcript is spliced from 8 exons. The record is from RefSeq and is a predicted model, not a curated record. Gene Ontology annotation, cellular component: nucleolus; checkpoint clamp complex; site of double-strand break. Gene Ontology annotation, biological process: nucleotide-excision repair; telomere maintenance; mitotic DNA replication checkpoint signaling. Lineage: Eukaryota; Metazoa; Chordata; Actinopteri; Scatophagidae. The coding region runs from base 110 to 997 and encodes 295 amino acids.